UUAACACGACAAACCCAGACCGAUCUACCGGUAUGCGAACCCGGGGGAAAAGGGGGAAUAAUAACGUAGGCAAGAUGGAUGUUUGUGUUACCAGUGGUGUGACUGUUGCCCCAACUGCACAGCUGGCAGACAGACGAAAAUCACAAGAGUUGGAGAUCUGUAAGAUGAGGCUAGAGUGGCAAAAGGAUAAGACUGAUGAGCUCACCAAAGAAAGAGACUAUCUAAAGGAGCAAUUAGCAGCAUCUCUCUCAAAGGAACCCACAAGUUCUGUCCAGGAUUCCAGUGAGGUAUUGGGCAUAUCUUCACUGUCCUCUGAUGGGUCUUUUGAUGAGAGUUCUGACUCCUCCAUGAGCACAACUGCAUCAGAUGAAGAUAGGAAGAAGAGGAAGAAGGGCAAAGCAAAAAAGCACAAGAAGUCAAAGAAACGUGACCAAAAACAAAGAAAAAGAGUCCAGAAUCCUAAGCAAGUGGUCACCGGUAUAACAAGAUUUUGA
Messenger RNA from Oreochromis aureus, 494 nucleotides. Its product is annotated as protein FAM133-like. The transcript has 4 exons. The coding region runs from base 33 to 494 and encodes 153 amino acids. NCBI's taxonomy places the organism in Eukaryota, Metazoa, Chordata, Actinopteri, Cichliformes, Cichlidae. The record is from RefSeq and is a predicted model, not a curated record.